UCCCAUUAAAUGUUCGGUUCUUAAUAGUGAAGUGCUUCACACUUCUCACUAAUAUAUACAUACGCGCACACACACAAACACAUUACACGUAUUUGCUGAGAGUAAGAGCAGAGGAGAGAGAGAGAGAGAGAAACUGAGAGCCAUGGAGGUUGAGAAGGCAGAGAAGAACAUUACAGGGGAAGAUGAUGAUGAUGACUCUAAGCUCAUCUACAGAGGAUGGAAAGUCAUGCCCUUCAUCAUUGGAAAUGAGACAUUUGAGAAACUUGGAAUAGUUGGGAGCUCAUCGAAUCUCGUCAUCUACUUGACAACAGUUUUCAACAUGAAGAGCAUCACAGCGGCGACCGUCGUCAAUAUCUACGGUGGUACAAGCAACUUCGGCACCAUAGUCGCCGCUUUCCUCUGUGACUCUUACUUUGGCCGUUACAAAACCCUAUCCUUCGCCAUGAUCGCUUGCUUCCUCGGUUCGGUGGCGAUGGAUCUAACGGCUGUGAUUAACCAGCUGCAUCCAGCUAAAUGCGGUAAGGAGAUAGGAAGCGUGUGCAAGGGGCCAUCUAUCGGACAGAUUAUGUUUCUCGCCGGAGCAAUGGUUUUGCUGGUGAUCGGAGCCGGUGGGAUCAGGCCUUGUAAUCUUCCUUUUGGUGCUGAUCAGUUCAACCCUAAGACGAAAGAAGGCAAACGAGGGGUUGAUAGUUUCUUUAAUUGGUAUUUCUUCACCUUCACGUUUGCUCAGAUGGUGUCGUUAACGCUCAUCGUCUAUGUUCAGUCAAACGUGAGUUGGAGCAUUGGUUUAGCCAUCCCAGCUAUUCUAAUGCUACUUGGUUGUAUCAUCUUCUUUGCUGGCUCUAAGCUCUAUGUCAAGGUUAAAGCCAGUGGCAGUCCCAUUCAUAGCAUCACACGAGUCAUCGUUGUCGCGGUCAAGAAAAGAAGACUAAAGCUCAUUGGUUCGUCUUCUGAGGGGCUUUACAACUACAUAGCGAAAGACUUCAAGAACUCAAAGUUGAGCCAUACAAAUCAGUUUAGGUUUCUUGACAAAGCGGCAAUCCAAACACCAGACGAUAAACUGAACAUAGAUGGAUCUCCGGCAGAUAUAUGGAAGCUAUGUAGUGUGCAGCAAGUGGAGGAAGUGAAAUGCGUGAUCCGGGUGCUACCAGUUUGGCUCUCCGCCGCCUUAUUCUACCUAGCUUACAUUCAACAAACAACCUACACAAUCUUUCAGUCUCUUCAAUCCGAUAGACGCCUCGGUUCAGGAAGCUUCCAGAUACCAGCCGGGUCUUACAUGGUCUUCUUGAUGCUUGGAAUGACGAUAUUCAUACCUAUCUACGACCGCGUCCUUGUACCUUUCCUUAGGAAGUAUACAGGCAGGGACGGCGGUAUCACACAGCUCCAGAGAGUUGGAGCAGGAUUGUCUCUAUGCAUCACAAGUAUGUUGGUCUCCGCAGCUGUAGAGCAACACAGAAGAACGGUAGCUCUCACAAGACCGACGCUAGGCGUUGCACCGAGAAAAGGCGCAAUCUCUUCGAUGUCCGGUAUGUGGCUGAUACCUCAGCUAGUGCUAAUGGGUAUAGGAGACGCCUUAGCUGGAGUUGGCCAAAUGGAGUUUUACUACAAACAGUUUCCAGAGAACAUGAGAAGUUUUGCUGGCUCUUUGUACUACUGCGGAAUUGGACUGGCGAGUUACCUCAGCAGCUUCCUGUUAUCCGCAGUGCACAACAUCACGGAGGGAUCAUCGGCCGGGAACUGGCUCCCGGAGGAUCUAAACAAGGGGAGGCUGGAGUAUUUCUACUACUUUGUAGCUGGUAUGAUGACUCUAAACUUCGCCUAUUUCUUGUUAGUCUCACAUUGGUACCGUUACAAAGAUGUUGUGGCCAAGGAGAAUGACAUGGACAAGUCAUCUAAUGAGGUUGAUAAGGUUUCAGUGUAAGAAAGAUCUUGUACUUACGCCUCUUUGGGUUUAGGAUUUAAUAAAGAUGCAACAUUAAAACAAAACAUUACAUACAAAUACAACCCAAAAUGAUUAUAUAUAAGGACCAUAGCUUCUGUAAAGUCCUCAUCUCUCAAAGAACAAGCAGGGAAAAAAAAACAAA
Messenger RNA from Brassica napus (rape), 2084 nucleotides. RefSeq names its product protein NRT1/ PTR FAMILY 2.9-like. The record is from RefSeq and is a predicted model, not a curated record. Gene Ontology annotation, biological process: transmembrane transport. Bases 143 to 1921 code for a protein of 592 amino acids. NCBI's taxonomy places the organism in Eukaryota, Viridiplantae, Streptophyta, Magnoliopsida, Brassicales, Brassicaceae. Gene Ontology annotation, molecular function: transmembrane transporter activity. Gene Ontology annotation, cellular component: plasma membrane. The transcript has 4 exons.